AUGGGAACAGGGCUGCGCAGCCAGUCCUUGCGAGGACCCCGGCACUCCUACGGGAAGCUCCAGGAGCCCUGGGGAAGACCCCUCAAGGGCCAGCUCCGCCGGGCAGUGAGCCUCAGACAAGGGCGUGAGAAAUCCAGGUCCCAAGGCCUUGAUGGAGGGACAGACGUGCAGAAAGUCCCUGCUCAGAAGAGCCAGCCUGCGGGGAGCGUGGAGGACACGGAGCAGCUCUCGGAGCAGCUCACGGAGCAGCUGAUCCAAACCCCGCCAAGAGGCUGCCGGUGGUGGCUGAGGCGAUGCCAACAGCAGGUGAGGAGGAAGUGGGACAGCUUUGUCACCAGCAUCCCCAACGUGACCUGGAGUCGGCCGGCCUCCCCGAAGCUCCCACUGGACAGCAGCUAG
Marmota flaviventris (yellow-bellied marmot) is the source of this 399-nucleotide messenger RNA. It is a transcript of the gene C9H11orf86, whose product is annotated as chromosome 9 C11orf86 homolog. NCBI's taxonomy places the organism in Eukaryota, Metazoa, Chordata, Mammalia, Rodentia, Sciuridae. The record is from RefSeq and is a predicted model, not a curated record.